AUGACUCUCCAAGAUAUAGCUUCAUUGAAUAUAACUGAACAAGAACAUGAUCUCAUUACAGAAUCGUCUAAGAAUAGAUCUGGCAAAGUGAGGGUGAAGAAGCAUCAUUUGCCAACUGAAUCGAAGGAGAGGGUACAAAAUGAUCAGCUAGGAGAUAACCAAGUUAUUCCUAUGGACACUACUAGUGAUACUAGUGUCCCCAGUCAUGUAGGUUCUCAUUCUCGUAAGCGCAGACAGCGCUCAAAACAUCAUAAGAUCAGUUAUGCAGACAGUGAUAGUGAUACAUGUGAUCCCCAUUCUGCACAAACCACUAAACGCAGAAAACGGCCAAGACAUCAUAAAAAGAGACAGGGUCAUGGGAGUACUAGUAAUGUGACUGGUGAAAGGGACAAUGAGACAAUUGAGACUGAGGAGAACCAGGGUGGUAAUGGUAUUGAGAACCUAGUUGGUGAUCAUAAUAAGGACCAGGGUGAUGGCAAUGAUGAUCAGGGUGAUGGCAAUAAAAAUCAGCAUGGUUAUGGCAAUAAGGAUCAUGAUGAUGGUAAUGCGGAUCAGGGUGAUGGCAAUGAGGAUCAGGGUGAUGGCAAUGACAACCAGGAUGGUAAUGGCAAUGAGGACCAGGGUGAUGACAAUGAAAACCAGGAUGGUGAUGACAAUGAAGAUCAGGAUGAUGGCAAUGAAAACCAGGAUGGUGAUGGCAAUGAAGAUCAGGAUGAUGGCAAUGAAAACCAGGAUGGUGAUGGCAAUGAAAACCAGGAUGGUGAUGGCAAUGAAGAUCAGGGUGAUGACAAUGAAAAUCAGUAUGAUGGUAAUGAAAACCAGGAUGGUGAUGGUAAUGAAAAUGAGGAUGGUGAUGGCAAUGAUCAAGGUGAUGGCAAUGACGAUCAGGAUGAUGGAAAUGAUGAUGGCAGAGAGAAUCAGGGUGGUGAUGAAAGUGACCUUUAUAGUAGUGAUGAUGAUGGUGAAAAUGGGGUAGUACCUCCUAAUCUUGACAGUGGCAUGGACACUACAUCAGGUGAAGAGAUGGACUCUGAUGAUGAUGACAGGAACAGCACACAUCAUCGCAUUCAUGCUCACACACAAAUAGAAACAACCUGGCCAAGUGACUCAGAGUAUAUUGAACCUACAUGUGUUUCUAAUGAUGAAGAUGAUGACAAUGUUGCUGAUAGUGAUGGUUGA
This is a messenger RNA of Saccoglossus kowalevskii, 1179 nucleotides long. RefSeq lists its product as uncharacterized. NCBI's taxonomy places the organism in Eukaryota, Metazoa, Hemichordata, Enteropneusta, Harrimaniidae. The record is from RefSeq and is a predicted model, not a curated record.